AGGUGAAGAAAUGGAUAAUAGAUGCAAGAGUACUACUCGGGAUGCUACUGGUACAAGUUAUUUCAACAGGGUUACAGUUACUUUCCAGGAUUGUACUGAGUCAGGGCAUCUUCGCCUUCGCUCUAAUGACAUAUCGUCAUGCCGUUGCCGCCUUAGUCAUGAUGCCUUUCGCUAUCUAUUUCGAAAGAGGUAUUUUGAAAAAGCUUACGUUAAUAGCUUUCUUCUGGGUUUUCAUGGUGGCAUUAGUUGGGAUAACCAUGGCGAUGGGAUUAUUCUAUUAUGGUUUGAAGGAAACCACAGCAACAUAUGCUACAAAUUUCACUAACAUUGUUCCAAUUCUCACUUUUCUCUUCUCAACUAUCCUAAGGUAUUAUGUGAAAUUAUUCAAUGUAUUUCCAUAUAAAUAUACAGCAACUUUUCUCAUAUGCUUAGUAGCUUCAAUUCAAGAUGUGGUAAUUGGGUUAUGCAUGGAUAGAAAACCAAAAUCUUGGCAGUUGGGUUGGAAUCUCCAACUUAUUACUAUUCUUUACUCUGGGAUAUUGGCAACGGCUGGUUCGUUUACUUUGAUAUCAUGGGCAGUUACACAAAAAGGACCAACAUACCCUUCAAUGUUCAAUCCAUUAGCACUCAUUUUUGUCACUAUAACAGAAGCACUUUUCCUCGGUGAGGCUAUUACUGUCCAAAGAUGCAGCUUGAUAGGGAUGAGUUUGAUUAUUGUGGGGUUGUAUUUGUUCUUAUGGGGAAAGCACAAAGACAUGAAAGGCGGCGCCCGUAUUCCGGUCAAAGAAAGUGGUGGCGCUGGCGGAGAUGCUCCGUCGGUCGAGCCGGAAUCUGUUAGAUCGCAGUCGUCCGCCGUAGUUGUUCCAACCGCUUCUAGUUAA
Molecule: messenger RNA, 881 nt
Organism: Erythranthe guttata (spotted monkey flower)
Lineage: Eukaryota; Viridiplantae; Streptophyta; Magnoliopsida; Lamiales; Phrymaceae
Source: RefSeq, a predicted model, not a curated record